Molecule: messenger RNA, 1974 nt
Organism: Menidia menidia (Atlantic silverside)
Lineage: Eukaryota; Metazoa; Chordata; Actinopteri; Atheriniformes; Atherinopsidae
Source: the annotation of a GenBank genome assembly
GAGAGAAAGCAGGAGGCAGGGGUGCUGAGGGAGAAAAAGGCUGAGAGCGGGAGUCCUACUCAGUCAGUCGGCGCGAGCAGCCGCUGGGAGGGGAGCGUUUGGACCAGCAUCCUGAACUUUACGCACGCCGGGGCGUUCACGGCUUCUCUCAUGGAGUGGAAAACAGAAGUCCUGACGCGGCUCUGCGCCUGCUGCUGGAUCCUCAUCAGCCCCGAACCCCGUCGUGGCUCCGUGUGCCGAAUAAGUCCUUCAUUAGACGUCUUACGUCCAAAUCCAAACUCACCGCUGGUUCGCGGAGUCUGGUUUUCCUGCGGUGUAAACUUCAGGCUGGCUCUGCUUCUGUGGGCAGCGCCGGCGGACGGCUGGACGCGCGUUCACACCGAGGACGCCCUCUUCAGCAGCCUGUUCGGAGGCUACAGCAAGUGGACGCGGCCGGCACGGAACAUCAGCGACGUGGUCAUCGUUAAGUUCGGCCUCUCGAUCGCACAGCUGAUAGACGUGGAUGAGAAAAAUCAGAUGAUGACCACCAACGUGUGGCUGAAACAGGUGAUCCAGUCUGAGUCAUCCAAGUCUGUGAGUGGAAACCCGUUUCAGUACUUGAGAGAUGACCAGAUCUGUGUUGAAAUCCAACAGGAGUGGACGGACUACAAACUCAAGUGGAGCCCCGCGGAUUUCGACAACGUGACGUCCAUCAGAGUUCCCUCUGAGCUCAUCUGGGUCCCGGACAUCGUGCUGUACAACAACGCCGAUGGGGAGUUCGCCGUCACCCACAUGACCAAGGCCCAGGUGUUCCACACCGGACGCGUGCGCUGGGUGCCGCCGGCCAUUUACAAGUCCUCCUGCUCCAUCGACGUCACCUUCUUCCCGUUCGACCAGCAGAGCUGCAAGAUGAAGUUCGGCUCCUGGACGUACGACCGCGCCAAGAUCGACCUGGAGCCCUUUGAGAGCACGGUGGACCUGAAGGACUACUGGGAGAGUGGAGAGUGGGCCAUCGUGGACGCCGUUGGCACCUACAACACCAAGAAGUACGACUGCUGCCGCGAGAUCUACCCGGACAUCACCUACUACUUCGUCAUCCGCCGCCUCCCGCUCUUCUACACCAUCAACCUCAUCAUCCCGUGCCUGCUCAUCUCCUGCCUCACCGUGCUGGUCUUCUACCUGCCGUCGGACUGCGGCGAGAAGAUCACGCUGUGCAUCUCCGUGCUGCUGUCGCUCACCGUCUUCCUGCUGCUCAUCACGGAGAUCAUCCCCUCCACCUCGCUGGUCAUCCCGCUCAUCGGCGAGUACCUGCUCUUCACCAUGAUCUUCGUCACGCUGUCCAUCGCCGUCACCGUCUUCGUGCUGAACGUGCACCACCGCUCGCCGGAGACGCACGGCAUGCCCCGCUGGGUCCGGAGGCUGUUCCUGGCGGCGGUGCCCCGCUGGCUGUGCAUGAGGCGCCCGCGCCACCCAGCCCGUUCCAUAAGGCGAGUACAACGGCGAAGGGUCCAAACGGGAUGGUCAGUUUCUUGCUGUCAGUCUCAUCUUACGGAUAAAUUCCCGCCUGAAUCCACCUGGGACUCCCAGGAAUCCAUCAUUGAUCUCCAAGGUUGCCAGGACGACAGCGUGGGCCUCCAGCUGGAUUCGUUAUUCUCCGGGGAAGAGCUCAACCGCCACAAUCUCCAGGUCUGUCCGGACAGGCGUCGUUCGGAGAGGUUUGGGGUGAGGACGGCCUACCGGGACAGGACCCCCCUCCCGUCUCCACCCACCCCUCGGCCUUUUAGUUUGGACUGGAGCUCAGCUCAUCAUCUCAUGUACAGAGGGUCCCCCAGUCUUCUGUCCCCCGCGGUCCUGGCGGCCCUUGAGGGGGUGAAGGAGGACUGGAAGUACGUGGCCAUGGUCGUAGAUCGCAUCUUCCUGUGGAUGUUUAUUCUGGUGUGUCUGCUGGGAACCGUCGGGCUCUUCCUGCCUCCGUGGCUCUCUGGGAUGAUUUGA